GGGAGGAAAAAAUACACCAUCACAAGGUACUGAUAAAGACGAGAAGAACAAGCACUUCCAAACAAAGGAGCAAGUCAAUGCUAGCAUCAGAAGCUGCUGCAGGCACAACUAAUUCCAUCCUUGUCCUCUAUCUGGGCUGCACUGUGGCCAGGUCUCCCAGCACUAAGAGGGUAAGAUUGGAAUUCAGAACUGGAGUUGACUUCGAUCCAGUUUGGAUCUGAUAACAGCCAUGAAUUCUUCACUGAUGACCCGAGGAGCCAAUGAUGUUCUGGAGGAACUCCAGCUGCUCACAGCUCAGAACCUAGAGAGGUUGGAGGUGAAUAAAUACUACGAGGUGAUUAGAGAGCUGGGGAAAGGCACCUAUGGCAAGGUUGACCUGGUUAUCCAUAAGGUCAGAGGUACCAAAAUGGCCUUGAAAUUCCUGAGGAAGAAGACCACCAAACUGAAGAGCUUCCUCAGAGAGUACAGCAUCUCCCUGUACCUCUCAGCCUCACCUUUCAUCAUUGAUAUGUUUGGGAUCGCUUUUGAAACAGAUGAAUAUUAUGUGUUUGCCCAGGAAUACGCAACUGCGGGAGACCUGUUUGAUAUCAUUCCACCACAGGUUGGCCUUCCUGAACAGAUUGCCAAGCGCUGUGUGCACCAAGUUGCCUUAGCACUGGACUAUCUGCACAGCAGGAAGCUGGUACACCGCGAUAUCAAACCAGAGAACAUCCUCAUCUUUGAUAAGGAGUGCCGCAAAGUUAAACUGUCUGACUUUGGGAUGACUCGUCGGGCUGGCACUCCUGUCAAACGGGUGAGUGGCACCAUCCCUUACACCGCCCCGGAGCUCUGUGAUGCCUCCAAACAUGAGGGCUUCUCAGUGGAAUACAGCAUUGAUGUCUGGGCUUUUGGGGUCCUACUCUUCUGCAUGCUGACAGGAAACUUCCCCUGGGAGAAAGCCCUCCUCUCAGACUCUUUCUAUGACGAGUUUGUGAGAUGGCAGAAGCGUCGAGGUGCCAAUGUGCCAUCCCAAUGGAGGCGAUUCACUGACGACGCUCUCCGCAUGUUCCGGAAACUACUGCCUGUUGAACCGGAGAGGAGGUGCUCUGUCAAGGAGAUCUUCAGAUACCUGAGCUACCGAUGGAUGCUGGACACAGAUUGUAGCAAUAACAUUGCUGAUGUGAGCUCUUCCUCUGAAGAAGAUCUGGUGGCCAGGAUGAAGCAACAGAGCUUAUCCCCUGUCUGCACCGUUGCCAAGAGCGGCGUUUCCAUGGAAACACCAUCCUCACGUUUCUCCUCCAUGACAACAUCAAGCUCCCUCUCAUCCAACAGCAGCUAUGAGCGAGCAACAAGGGAGAGCAGCAACACCAGAAUUCUGGUUGCCACGCCAAUUGAAAUCUGCGUUUAGAUUACACAGUCUGUGUCCCAGGAUGUGGAUGGCUUGAACCGUGAUAGGAAAGCACAUGUUAAAGAGUAACAAUUAAUAUGGAGGGAAUGCUACUUCAGAAGUCAACACGAUCCUCCAGCUGGGCUCAAACUCAGGCUUCCAAUGGGGCUUUGUGUCAAACACAGCUCUUCAGAGCUUUCACCCUAAGCUGAUUCUUAUCCAGUUGUGACUGAGUUGCUUUGUGUCUUUGGGUCAGUCAAGCUGAGAGAUGUCAAGAGAAGCCCUUGGCCCAACCCUAACACUUUUCAAGCAAUAUGCUCAAUUUGUGUUGAUUCCGUGGGUGACAACAAGAGAGGUGGCAGACCAACUGCCCAAAUCUCAAAUGGACAUGACUGCAGCAAGGAUCUUUACCGCUUAGGCUCAGCUCCUACGCAAUGAUCCUUCUUUACAUUCUGCAAGAGGCAAGGAUGUUGCCCAGUGAUCAAAUCUGAGGCAGCUCCUACUGUUCAAGUGACUUUCUUCUUAAGGGCUGGUCAGUGUUCACCAGGAGGAUGGCUCAGUCAGCACAAGUCUUCACUAUUUACACUGACCUUUCACUAAUGUGACUGUCACUUCCUGUAAGAGAUCAUGCUAAUCCAUUCUUGGUUUUUUUAAAAUAAAAACGUUAACACGAGCAAUUUUCUCACUUCACAGUCUUCACCCUCCACCCUCCUUGGCACAGCCAGCAUGUUAAGCUGCUAAAUUUCCUAAUAUCUCAUUUAAUAAGACUGAAUUUACAAAACCAUGAGGUUAACAUGUAUUAAGCAAAAAAAGAAUAACAUUUUGAGGUAAUUGCUCGAACUUAAGGAGGCAAGAGAUCAAUUAAUUCAGUCGAACAAUCUCGAGCAAAGGCUCUUGUGGCAAGUUAAAUAUAAUUAUUAUGCUAAUUUAAUUAAGUGAUGAGACUUGAAGGCAUCUAAGCCACUUAAACCUCCCUAAAUGUCUGUCUGUUUCCUUUGUUGCAGUGUAGUCCAGAUGAGCCAAAGGGUCUGUUUCUGUGUUGUAGAUUCUAUGUUUCUCUCCUGCACCACUGCAAACUUGAGAAGACUCAUUACUGCAUUUUCUGUCCUUCUGUGUUUCACUGUGAUCCUGACAGUGAUGCCUGAACAGGACUGGUACUGCAGUGUAGCUGCCUACCAUACCAUUUAUUGAUUUAUCACUUACAGUACGGUGGGCUCAUUUACAAUUGGUCAGUCAGCUCACAGAUCGCUGAGGAGCGAAUGUUGGAGACAGGCAAAGCUUGAGGAGAAUGAGAGAGAAAGAAAACUGGUGGGUUGUAAGUAAAAGGGUCAGAGAUGGAGACUGCAAUGAAACCCAUUCACCUAUCCCACACAAUGUGCAAAAAGUAUUGAGUUAGGCCUUUAUGUGGUGAGGAUCAGAGAGUGGGAGCCCCGUGCGGUGUGCCUUUUAAAAUCCAGGCACUUGCAAAUGUAAUGUUAUUCUCAUGACAUUUUCCUGAUUGGGUUUCUCAUUUUCCUUUUUCUCUCUGACUAAAUCAGAUUUUGGUGCAUGGACUUUGGAUGAGGAUCAUUGAGCUCAGACAGUUUUCAGUGAUACCUGCAGUGGAGAUAUUUUCAUUCAUUUUGAAUUGGGAGUCAGGAAGAUCUGGCUUGAUAUAUCACUGAAAGUAUGUAAGAGCAGUCGGUGGCAUUUAGGUAAUUUUACAGUGCAAGAAUAAAGAUGAGUUGUCUCUGAUGUUAAGAGAUUAGAUGUUUAAAACACACAGCAAGAAGAACCUUGACUAUAUCACAUGACUGUGAUUAUGGACACUGGGGCAGUUUUUAACUUAACCUGUCUAGUGGGAAAUUGUCAGGAUUCCCUUAAGUCAAGUAAAAUAUAUCAAGCAGGGAAUAUAAAGUAGAUGGAUGUGGCAAUCCUAUUAGCAGAUUUGGUGAAAGUGACCGUGCACCGCUGUAAUUAGGGUGACGUUCAUUCUGUCAUCCCAUGGGCUGUUGACAUCGUGCCCUUAUGGAUAGUCGGCAUAGCCAGCCAGUAUGUUCCUGUCACCCAGUUCUCUUGCCUCCUGCCAAGCGAGCUGACUGGCAUCGAAUGCUUUUGCAACAAAAGCCUUUCCGGUCAAUUGGAUCAUUAAACGUUACCUUUGGCUUUUGGGAAGAAACCCAGUUAACAAUGCAAAAAAAUAACAGAACAUGAAAAGGUAAUUGGGGCUAAUUGUAUCUCAGGACACUAGAGCAAGAAUUAGUGAGCAGUGGAGAAAUAGACAUGACCAAAUCUGUAGCAACUGUUUGACAGGGCAUUUGGUCAACUUAGGCCAAUAAACCUUCAGGCAUGGUAACACAUCACCAUCCUUACCAUUGCUCAGCAGUUGUGUUUUUGAAUCCUGUUGCCUGUCAAAAUCUCUCACCUUUUACCCUAGUGAACCCCCAUCCUUUAAAUAAUAUAUAUUUGAGUUUGUGUAUCAAAUAGAUCACAAUCCUAUGUAUCUUCACUGUGCUUACUAGAAGUGUUUCUAAUGUUAAUAUGUGUGCAAUA
Molecule: messenger RNA, 3898 nt
Organism: Hemiscyllium ocellatum (epaulette shark)
Lineage: Eukaryota; Metazoa; Chordata; Chondrichthyes; Orectolobiformes; Hemiscylliidae
Product: serine/threonine-protein kinase SBK1-like
Exons: 4
Coding region: 230-1387 (385 amino acids)
Biological process (GO): peptidyl-threonine phosphorylation; peptidyl-serine phosphorylation
Molecular function (GO): ATP binding; protein serine/threonine kinase activity
Source: RefSeq, a predicted model, not a curated record